CCGAGCUUUAGGGUUCCCCUGGAUCCGGGUCCAUAGGGGCCUCCCCAUCCUGGCCUCCUUGAGCCAACCUUCUUUAGCCUUUCAAGGUCACAGCUUGGCUAGUGCUGGGGCGACCCCCGCCAAUUCCUGGGCUCCAGAUGGCGUCGGCUACUGACGCGCGCUAUGGACAGAAGGAGACGUCGGACCAGAACUUCGACUACAUGUUCAAAAUCCUCAUCAUCGGCAACAGCAGUGUGGGCAAGACAUCCUUCCUCUUCCGCUAUGCAGAUGACUCCUUCACACCUGCCUUCGUCAGCACCGUGGGCAUCGACUUCAAGGUCAAGACCAUCUACCGCAAUGACAAGAGGAUCAAGCUGCAGAUUUGGGACACAGCCGGGCAAGAGCGGUACCGGACCAUCACCACGGCCUACUACCGGGGUGCCAUGGGCUUCAUCCUCAUGUAUGACAUUACCAACGAGGAGUCUUUCAAUGCAGUGCAGGACUGGUCGACUCAGAUCAAGACGUACUCUUGGGACAAUGCGCAGGUGCUCCUGGUGGGGAACAAAUGCGACAUGGAGGAUGAGCGAGUAGUGUCAUCAGAACGUGGCCGGCAGCUGGCCGAUCACCUGGGGUUCGAGUUCUUUGAAGCCAGUGCUAAGGACAACAUUAAUGUCAAGCAGACUUUUGAGCGCCUGGUAGAUGUCAUCUGUGAGAAGAUGUCUGAGUCCUUGGAUACGGCUGACCCUGCAGUCACAGGUGCCAAGCAGGGUCCUCAGCUCACUGACCAGCAGACGCCUCCCCACCAGGACUGCGCCUGCUGAGAGCCACCCUGUCCUGCCCUCAGCUGACUCUCCCCCUGCCCUAGGGGCACGUGUCCCCCCUCCCCAUUACCUUUAUUUAUUAUUGUAGCUAUUUAUUUAUUUAUUGAAGAUGUCCCCCAGGGGCAUAUGCAUCCUACCCCCACACCCUGUCCUGUACAUACAGACCUGCCCCUGCUCUGCUGUGGCGUGUCGUGGUCACUUCCCCCUCCUUUGGAGAUCUCCAGUUUUUGUGGUUUUUUUUUUUUUAAGUUUGCCCCAUCAGCAGCUAUUGGUUGUGAAGAGGGGACGUUGGUUGUGAAAAAUGACACCCUGCAGCAGGCUCAUGGCAGGAGAGUGGGCCUACCAGCCCCUUGGCUUGGUUCUGAGGGGCCAGGCCAUGGCUGGGGGUCUCAGUGUGGACUAUGGGGAUCAGAGUCCUAGCUGACUCUUCUCCCCCAAUAUUUUAUUUUGUGGGGUAAAUGGGGUACUUGGAACAGACCCCAGACUUUUUCUGACAUCAUGCGUGUCAAACGUGUCCCCCCACUCCCCUAGAAAAUGUCGUAAGAAUACUACACCUCCAAUAAAGCGAAUGGACCAGG
Jaculus jaculus (lesser Egyptian jerboa) is the source of this 1378-nucleotide messenger RNA. It is a transcript of the gene Rab3a, whose product is annotated as RAB3A, member RAS oncogene family. Gene Ontology annotation, molecular function: GTP binding; GTPase activity. The coding region runs from base 138 to 800 and encodes 220 amino acids. The transcript is spliced from 5 exons. Gene Ontology annotation, biological process: regulation of synaptic vesicle fusion to presynaptic active zone membrane; protein secretion; axonogenesis. Gene Ontology annotation, cellular component: plasma membrane; endosome; axon. NCBI's taxonomy places the organism in Eukaryota, Metazoa, Chordata, Mammalia, Rodentia, Dipodidae. The record is from RefSeq and is a predicted model, not a curated record.